GAUAGCCAAAACAUGACUUCUUGUUUUUGAAUUCCAUUGCCACUUUUACAGCCUACUGGUAAACAAUUUGGGAAUGAGGUUAUUCGCAAAUGUUGCCGCGGUUUUGUCUCUCCACCUGUGUCUUACCUUAGCAAAAAAAGACCUCCUGCUUCCUAAAUGUGUCAAGAUAGUUUCUAUUAACACCCCUCUUGACGAUCCAACACGAGCGACAGAGAACUAUGGCGUACGAGCUGACAAAAAGAGAGCGAUACUUACGGACAAACCAGGAAUCUUUCGGAUUCGUAAGGGACUCACGGAUGAGAAGGGAACAGUAUCUUUGGAAGCGCUGUUUCACCCCAGGUUUUACCUGCGCCACAAAAACUACCACUUCCAUUUGGAGAAAGAGGUCAACAACUCAGUGUUCUAUAAGGACGCAACAUUCUUCAUUUUAAAAGUGACAGAACGCCCAGCCCUUUAUGCGUUUGAGCUCUACAGUCAUCCCGCGUGGUUCCUGCGACAUUUGAAACACAAGCCUUACAAAAUGGUUCUCAGGAAAGUUAAUGAAUCGAGUAAAGACGUCUUGGAUUCUACUUUUUUUCUCGCUCCCCAUCGCUGCUUUCCAAAGAAGGGAAAUGAUGGCAAUGCUGAAAAAAAGACUGUUUUAGUUGGAGGCGGUACAUUUAUAGACACUGCAGAUGAAGACGCUGAUAUUGCGAGUGCAAAAGCCAACGAUUUACACGCUGAGGAUUUUGAGAAGGCGUAUUUAUCGAAGGAUCAAGAUGAAAAGGACGACUCAAUCGUAAUACACACCGAAGAUGAUCAGAUGGAUGAUGAAAAGCCAAUUAAGAUACACACAGAAGCGGAAUCCCCCGAAGAAAACCAGGAAGAAAUUUUAAAGGAAAUCGAAGAUGCAUUCAGAAUUUCCCAGAAUACAGACAAUACCACGUACCUCGAGAAAAUAGAGAAAGAUAUCGAGGAAAAGGUGAACACCAUAGCGGAGAAAGCUUCAGAUUAUCUCAAAAAGCCGUCAAUUCACACUGGAAAUAAAAGUAAUAGCAAAGCAAGUGCGGUCGACGAUAUUGAGAUCCAUACAGAAGCCGAUGAAGAGGAAAAAACGAAAAAAAUUCAUUCUGAAAACGAUGUUGACCAACCAAGCCAUGAACAGGACUCGAUGCACAACUCUUCAGAGGACAAUGAAACGGAAAGAACACAAAGAGUGGAGGUUCUAGGCCCUGUGAUCGAUCUCUCGAAGCCUGUGGAUCAGAACGAUGAAACAGAUAUUGAUAAGGAGAUUGUAGUUACAGGACAACCCAAGUUGAACGGAAAACUUACAAUCGACACAACAUACCAUUAUAACCAUCCGUACAAGUUGAAGAACAAGGAACAGGAGAAACACGAAGAGAAGCUUGCCGGGUUUAGUAUCGAUGACGUAUUUUCCCCCAAAACUCGUUCAAACAGAACGUCUUACGAGACUCCAUUGCGCCCACACGCUGUGCAGAACAAGGCGUACAAGGAUUUGACGGUGGCAAACAAAGCUUUGAGCUCGAACAUUGAGAAAUUAAAGAAUGUUCUGGAGGCGAUCGAGGAUGUACCAAGCGAUAAAAAAACUAGUGAAAAAGGAAUUGUUGUGGUAAGGAAACUACAUCCAAAUGCAUUACACCAGCAACAUCUAAAAAAUAAAGGUCGAUUUCUGGCGCUCAGUGGAACUCCACAAGUUCACGAGAACCCGCCUUACUUGCCCCAAGAACCAUCGAACAUUAAGGUGCUAAAGUCGCAAUCGACCACACAGACAACUAUUACGAAGUUACCGGGUUCCCCGGUCACACCGCUAGCUGCCGAUAAAAAGGCGUCUACAAUGAUAAAGAGUCCGACAGCGAAGACUUCUACCUUGCAGAACGACAGCGUAAAACAAACGCAGCUGCCAGUGAUGGAUGCUUAUCCCCAUGGGGAAAAUUCUAUUGCACCAACAAGCGCGCCAGGAUUGCACGUGAUUCAAGGCAAUAGAAACCUGCCCAGUAGCAAAGCUCGUACCAAUGCUUCUUCAGAGGUGUUUGAUCACCUGGCUAGUGAACUUGUCGAUCAUGAUGCCACAGGAAACCCAACUCCUGUCACCGCCGACAAAGGCACUACAAACAGUGUGACUGACUGGAUGAAAAAGCUCAAGCCCCACAACAAUUCAUUACAGGAGACUUUUAACGAGCUGAAUCCUGAUGAUUCUGCCAAGAUAUUUUACCUUGGCGAAUGCGAGGACAAGUUCCCCAAAGCCUGUGAGGACUGGGCGGCCCAACGAUAUUGUUUAACUUUUAGCGAGCUGAUGAAGAGAUAUUGUAAAAAGGCCUGCAAACUAUGCAAUCACGUGCUAGCAACGGGUUUCACUUCUUGCGAUAAAACAUGCGGCGGAGGUGUCAGAUUGCGCAUGAUCAAAGUGAACAACCGACAAGUUCUACAGCGAAGGUCGUGCAAUGUGCAGAGUUGUCCAAUUCAUGGAGGCUACACACCUUACUCAGAGUGGUCCGAAUGUAGCGUAACAUGUGGUGAAGGAGUGCGUUACCGACACAGGUCAUGCACUAAUCCGAGACCUCAGUUCGGUGGACGUGACUGCAGUCAUUUCGGAGCACCAGUUGACACUAUGCCGUGCGUUAAAGGAUGUAAAGGAUUUAAACCAGGCAAAUACCAUUCCUCUCUCAAUUCAGGACUUAAGAAAGGCAAACAUCAAACCGACCGCUUAAGUCCCGAGGAGUUUCCUGAAUAUCACGCAGAAGAAGCAAAUCCGAAGGCCUCAGAUCCUGUAGGGGAAAAAGAAGCCGACUCGGAUGGCGAUGAAGAAGACUCCGGAAGUGCAAAUGAACCUUCCAGUAACCAAGAUUAUGGUCACGAGUUUGAAUGGCCUAAGAAGCACCACCGUCACAAACCAGUUGUCCUAAACCACGUGCACAAAAACGUUUACAAACACCGAGAUGGCUAUGGUAACAAUCAUUAUCUAAACGUUGAUGAGGAGCAGAAUCCGUACGAUCAACUUCAAACCCACGUGGUGCGAUACCGUGGCCGCCAAGUGGCAAAAAUGGAGUGUGGUCCUUCGAGACUGCUUCACUACCAAAAGCAUCCUUCCAAUAGACCUACAGCGUUUGAAAGAUCUAAUCCGUACAAUUUCUUUGACGCUGGUGAGAUUGUUUAUGAUAAAGAUGGCGUACCCACUGAUACCACCACGAAUGUCCUUCAAGCUUUUGACUCACCUUACAAAAUAAUUCUUCAAAAGGGCAAAAACAACCAAAUGAAAGUGAUGGAGCAGUGCAUUGAGUCAGAUGCUUCCGUGAACCCUGAGGAGGAUUUAAAGCUUGGUUCUCAGGGUCUGGCUAUGCCAAGUGAACAGCGGUCACUUCCAACCAUUUCUACAGAAAAACCAGCUAUGAAUAGUCUGGCAUCCAAUCGCUUCGCUGAGAAUGGUCUAUAUGAGUACAAGUACCAAGACAUAGGAGAAGGUGUCGAUGAUAACAAAAUAGAAAGUGACGUCAGUGAUCAGCUGACCAGAGCAAUCAAGAACGAGGAAGCAGAAAUCAGUCAGAAAUCUUUAAGGAGUCAAGAUCCUAAACCCACCCUUAAAGAAGAACUCUUUGCUGAGAAAGAGGAAGCCUGGAGAGAGAAGAAAUACGAAGAUUCCCUUGCCAGACGGGCUAAGGUGAUGUCUUAAAAGAAACAUAACAACGCUAUGAAGAAGUUAACCGAGAUCACAGCGAUCCUUGGCUUACACGUCUGGCGAAGAGUUCCUGUAGUGUAGACAUCUCCAGCUCCACUGACCUCUAUUUAUUUGGUCAGUCAAACUGUGUAAUUUUAGAUACUAAUAGAUCCUUUCUAAAUAGGGAAUUAUUACAUCCUCUUUAAAGUUGAUUUACAAUUUUUAUUUCUCCUGAGUUAUUCUAAACGCAAUGAGUAGAUAACAUAAUGAUGAAUGAUUUGUUUGAAAUGGCGGCAGGCAUGUCACCUGACAGGAACUAUUGAAAUAUUUCUGCAAUUGUCAUUAUAUCAGAUAGGACCCUGCUUGGACGGACUGAAAUUACUCCAUUGAUGUCUGAGAAUCUCGAACAUGCACCGAUUAAGGAGAAAAAAAGUAUCCACCCUGUGUAAAUUUAAUUUAGUAGGAUUAGGUCUCAAGAUACUUUCGAUUCAAUUUUUACACCUGGUGUCCAUCGAGAGAAUAAAAUUUGAUUCAGAUUGGAAAAUCAAGAAUUACGGUCUGUAAGAUAACCUAACUAAUGAGAAAUAGUAAUAUCAAGAGAAUACAACAAUAAUUUCUUUACAAAGGUGUUUCAACUAAUCCAAAAUACAAAAAAAUGACUGUAAAGUGAAAAAUUUGUUUGGAGGAUAAUAGAAGGCUGUACUUACGAAUUCAUAACUAAUGUAUAACUAGCCGAGUAAACUCUUAAUAUGACCGGAUCACUCAAACGGUUCUGUUUACGUAGAUGUAUGUAGAUAAAUGCACUUGAUAACGUUGUUUAUCAAUACAACUAUUUUUAAGUGAAAAUAGAUAAUAAAAUUUUCAU
Stylophora pistillata is the source of this 4517-nucleotide messenger RNA. RefSeq lists its product as uncharacterized. The record is from RefSeq and is a predicted model, not a curated record. Lineage: Eukaryota; Metazoa; Cnidaria; Anthozoa; Scleractinia; Pocilloporidae. Gene Ontology annotation, biological process: L-arabinose metabolic process. Gene Ontology annotation, molecular function: alpha-L-arabinofuranosidase activity.